This is a messenger RNA of Amborella trichopoda, 386 nucleotides long. RefSeq names its product transcription factor ILI6. The record is from RefSeq and is a predicted model, not a curated record. Gene Ontology annotation, biological process: regulation of growth; regulation of DNA-templated transcription. Gene Ontology annotation, molecular function: protein dimerization activity. Lineage: Eukaryota; Viridiplantae; Streptophyta; Magnoliopsida; Amborellales; Amborellaceae.
UGAAGAUGUCUAGCAGAAGAUCACGAUCGAGGCAAUCGGGUUCCUCGAGGAUCACAGAUGAUCAAAUUAUAGAUCUUGUGUCGAAGUUGCAAUCACUUUUACCAGAGAUCCGAAAUCGGAGCUCGGACAAGGUAUCGGCAUCAAAGGUUCUUCAAGAGACAUGCAACUACAUUAAGAGCUUGCACAGAGAAGUUGAUGAUUUGAGUGAGAAACUCUCAGAGUUGCUUGAAACUACAGAAACUAGUAGUGCCCAAGCUGCAAUAAUUAGAAGUUUACUAAUGUAAUUGCUCUCUCUCUCUCUCUAGUUUGAGUUGUAGGUUUGGUAGUAGAGCAGCAUGGGUUGAUAGAUAUCCCAUAACUCCAAAAGAAGUUGUCACUGCUUUUAA